Messenger RNA from Triticum dicoccoides, 3353 nucleotides. RefSeq names its product probable ubiquitin conjugation factor E4. The transcript has a single exon. Gene Ontology annotation, cellular component: cytoplasm; ubiquitin ligase complex; nucleus. Gene Ontology annotation, molecular function: ubiquitin-ubiquitin ligase activity. The record is from RefSeq and is a predicted model, not a curated record. The coding region runs from base 107 to 3118 and encodes 1003 amino acids. Gene Ontology annotation, biological process: protein polyubiquitination; ERAD pathway; ubiquitin-dependent protein catabolic process. Lineage: Eukaryota; Viridiplantae; Streptophyta; Magnoliopsida; Poales; Poaceae.
CGGCGUAGCCCCCUCCCCUCAAAAGAAAAAAACAAACCCUCCAAACCCCAGCGAGUCCGCCGCAGAAGUCGACGCAGCCGCAACCACCGCCGCCGCAUCCGAUCCCAUGGCGUCCCCGUCCGCGCCAUCGCCGUCGUCGUCGCGGCCGCAGCGCUCGCCGGACGAGGUCGAGGACAUCAUCCUCCGCAAGAUCCUCCUCGUCUCCCUCGCGGCCCCGUCCGCCCCCAACCCCGCCGUGCCCUACCUCGAGCUCACCGCCGCCGAGCUCCUCUCCGAGUCGCGCCCCCUCCUCGCCCUCCGCGACGCCGCCGAGCGCCUCCUCAUCGACCGCCUCUCCCUCCCGGACGCCUCGCCGCCGCCCUUCGCGUUCCUCGCCGCCGCCUUCGGCCGCGCCGCGGACGAGGCCCGCAAGAUCUCCACGAUCCGCGACCCCGCCCUCCAGGCACGGCUGCGGGCGUCCAUCGCCCACGUCCGCGGCCUCAUCCUCUCCUACGCGCGCAUCGUCGCGGGGAAUCCGGACACCUUCCCGACGCCCCCCAACGCGCCCCACCCCGCCGCCGAGCUGCUCGUCUUCCUGCUCGCGGAGGCCGCCGACCCGCUCGACUCCGCCCCGGCCCCCGGCGCCCCGCCGCCGCCGGGCUUCCUGGACGAGCUCUUCGGGAACGCGGACUAUGACGCCGUCGAGCCGGUGAUGGGCGAGCUGUACGAGCGCCUGAGGCAGAGCGUCGACAAGGUAUCCGCGCUGGGCGACUUCCAGCGGCCUCUCCGUGUGCUGAAGCGGCUGGUGGGGAUCCCCAACUGCGCCAAGGCUCUGGUACAGCACCCCAAGUGGAUUCCUAAGAAUCAAAUCAUGCUGAUUGGGGAAGGAAGAACCAUGGAGAUCUGCAGCUUGCUUGGGGCCUUCUUCCAUGUCAGUGCUAUUCCCGACCGUGAAUUUGCAAGCCAGCCUGAUGUUGGGCAACAGUGCUUCUCUGAUGCAUCUACACGGCGGCCGGCUGAUUUGCUGUCAUCAUUUGCAGCAAUACAAAAUGUUAUGAAUAGCUUGCAGGAUGGGCUGAGGGAUGUUCUUCUAGUGCUGCUUAAGAAUUCGGAUACUCGAGAAAAGGUCCUUGAAUAUCUAGCAGCGGUGAUAAACACAAAUGCAGGAAGAUCUGGCAUGCGUGUGGACCCUUUGAAAUGCGCAAGUUCGGGUAUGUUUGUCAAUCUCAGUGCUGUCAUGCUCCGUCUGUGCGAGCCUUUUUUGGAUAAAAUGGAGUCGAUGAAGGGCAAGAUUGAUGUCAAGUACCUCUUCUGCAACAGAAGAGUAGAUUUCAAGAGCUUGACCGCUGUAAAUGCCUCUUCAGAAGAAGUCUCAUCAUGGAUAGAGAGCUGGAGCCAAGAUAAUGCCAGUGGGAAGGCAAAUAAAGAGAAUUUCUCAUUUAUUUGUGAAUGUUUUUUCAUGACGGCAAGGGUACUUAAUUUGGGAGUGAUGAAAGCUGUGGCAGAUCUUAAACAUAUCUCUCAGGAACUUGCAAGGUGUGAAGAUGAUUUGGAAGCAAACAAAGCAAUCAGAGAUCAAGGAGGAAGUUCACCACAGCUUGAGCAAGAUAUAACACGCUUGGAGAAGAUAGUUGCAGCCUUAUCCCAAGAACAGUUCUGCUAUGAAUCUCAGAUACUAAGGGACAGUUCUUUCCUUCAGCGUGCACUAUCUUUCUACAGAUUAAUGAUAUUGUGGUCAGUAGACCUAGUUGGGGGAUUUAAGAUGCCUUUGCCAUCAGAAUGCCCCAUGGAAUUUUCUUGCAUACCGGAGCAUUUUCUUGAUGAUGCAAUGGAUUUACUUGCUCUAACCUCUAGAAUUCCAAAAGCUCUGGAGGGCUUCCCAUUGGAUAAUUUUCUCAAUUUCAACAUCAUGUUCAUGGCGAGCUCUUCUUACAUUAAAAAUCCUUACCUGAAAGCAAAGAUGGUUGAAGUUUUGAAAAGCUGGAUGCCACAAAGAAGCGGCUUGAAAUCCACAGCCUCGUUAUUUGAGGGGCACCAACUGUGCCUUGAUUAUCUUGUCAAGAAUCUUCUGAAGCUUUAUGUGGAUAUUGAAUUCACUGGCUCCCAUACACAGUUCUUCGACAAAUUUAAUAUUCGACACAACAUUGCUGAGCUUCUUGAGUAUUUAUGGGAUGUUCCCAGUCAUCGAAAUGCUUGGAGACAAAUGGCUAAAGAAGAGGAAAAGGGCGUCUACUUGAAUUUUCUGAACUUCCUUAUCAAUGAUAGCAUCUAUCUUCUUGAUGAAAGUUUGAAAAGGAUUCUUGAGCUAAAGGAAAUAGAGGCUGAAAUGGCUAAUACUGUUGCAUGGGAUAGCAGACCUGCUCAAGAAAGAGAGGAGCGGUUGCGCGCAUUUCAUCAGUCAGAGAAUAUUGCUCGAUUUGAUAUGAAGCUUGCAAAUGAGGAUGUUGGGAUGCUUGCUUUCACGUCAGAACAAAUUCCAGCACCUUUGCUUCUUCCAGAAAUGGUGGAAAGGGUGGCGAGCAUGUUAAAUUACUUCCUCUUGCAGCUUGCUGGUCCCCAGAGGAAAUCCUUGACUGUAAAAGAUCCAGAGAAGUACGAGUUCAAACCGAAGCAGCUAUUGAAACAGAUUGCUACCAUCUAUGUCCACAUUGCAAGGGGUGAUAAGGAAGCUGUCUUCCCAGCUGCAAUCUCAAAAGACGGAAGGUCAUACAGUGAGCAGUUGUUUGCUAGUGCAACUAAUAUUUUGUGGAAGAUUGGGGUAGACCCCCAAAUCAUACAGGAGUUUAUGCAACUUGCAGGUAAAGCAAAAGCUGCUGCCGCUGAGGCCAUGGAUGCUGAGGCUAUCCUUGGGGACAUACCAGACGAAUUUCUUGAUCCGAUCCAGUAUACUCUGAUGAAUGAUCCUGUGAUACUACCAUCAUCGCGGGUCACAGUAGAUCGACCAGUUAUUGUUCGGCAUUUGCUCAGUGACAGUACUGAUCCGUUCAACCGCUCCCAGCUCACUCAAGACAUGUUGAUACCAGAUACAGAUCUCAAGUUGCGCAUUGAAGAAUUUGUCAGGUCCCAGCAGUCGAGGAAGCGGAGGGCUGUCGACACUGAGACCGGGGAGCCUGAUGGUGCUGCUGAUAUGGUGGAGUGAACUGCUAAAAGCUGGGAUAGACAGUAGUUUCAGGCUGGAUCAAUUCUCGGUAAAUGGUGUAAAGUGCUCCCUGCAAAUCUAAGCUUGUACACUUUGUCAUGCAUUGCCUUAUCAUGGAUCGUUAGGUUAUGUCAAGUUCACUUGUAUAAGCAUUUUAUCAUUUUGUUCAGCUGUGAAUUAUUAUUGAUGUGUGUGUUAAAAAAAUGGCAUUUUUCCUAAAAAACAUUUGACUGUU